GCUCUGCACAUGUGCGAGUUUCACGUAAGGAAGUCCAACGCAUGAGUUUUGGAUGGAGACAGGAGGUGGAGGAGGCUACACACAGAUCAACUGAACUCAUCAGUGAAACCUGCAGACACGUGAUCUCUGGAUUCAUGGAUCUCUCAGGGAGUUGAUUCACUUUUCUCUGAGGCAGCUGCAGCUCGUUGUGCCUCUCGACAUAUUUACAUCUACUUCAGCAUGUGGGUGUUUACAUCAGCAGCUCGUCAGCACAGGCUGCUGCUGGUUCGGGGCAGAGGAUUGUACAAGUCGGUCUCAGGAGUGGAUUCUCAGGUCGCCUCUCACCAUGUCACAGCGUCUCUCCUGCACCCAGAGGACAGCAGCUUCAACCCUGGGGGGAAGCGACGACACAGACACAAUGAGACUCGUGAGAGGUCAGUGCAGAGCAAAGAGUGGAGGGAUGAGAUCCCAGUGAUGCAGAGGACAGGUCAGCGGAAGGAAGACGCCCACAGAGUAUCCUCUGAACUCAGGAAGCUGUGUCUGGAGGAUUCCCCCACAGAGAGGGAGAGGCCGGGGACGCAGAGGUCAACACCGGACUCCAAAGUAGAGAUUGUUUUUGGCGUCUCUCCCUGUCUCUUGGCUCUGACUCAGGGCAGAAGGAAGGUCAGUAAGCUCUUUGUAAAAGAUGGCGAGGCCUCUCACCGGGCGUCUGUGUUGAAGGUGUGCGAGGAGGCCUGUCGGCGAGGAGUGCGAGUCCAGCGGGUCAGCAAGAAGGAGCUGGACAGGAUGUCUUCUGAGCGAGUUCACCAAGGAGUGUGUCUGCAAGCCAGUCCUCUGAGCUAUCUCACAGAACACUCAGACUCUGCACCGGGCAGAAAGGACCCCCCUCUGUGGCUCGUCCUUGAGGGGAUUCAGGACCCCAUGAAUCUGGGGGCCAUCCUGCGCUCUGCUUACUUCCUGGGUGUGGACAGAGUGGCCAGCAGUCUUCACAACAGCUGUCCACUGUCUCCAGUGGUCAGCAAGGCCAGCGCUGGAGCCAUGGAGGUGCUCGGGGUGUAUGGAUACAAGAACCUUGAAGAUAUGGUGAAGCUGAAGGUGGCACAGGGCUGGCAGGUGGUCGGCACAGUGGGCGCCGAAGCAGACGAGUCUCAGCUUCCUGUCACCCAGUGCUCAGACUUUCAGAUGACAGGGCCCACGGUGUUGCUAAUCGGUGGAGAGGGGGGGGGAUUGUCCCGGGGGAUGCUCUCUCUGUGCCAGACGCUGCUCACCAUCCCAGCAGGCAGAGAUUUGUUUCCUGGAGUAGAGUCUCUGAACGUCUCCGUCGCUACUGGGAUCCUGCUGCACACACUGCUCUUCUCCAGGAAGUCGACCACAUGACCACACCAAAGACGUCUAUACAUACACUGCUGCUGACCUUCGAGGGUCACAUGGGACUCGAACCAAAUGCAGUACUCUGCAAAUGUUUUAGGCACUGAAGUAAUGUCAAAACAGCAAAUUCAGCAAACUUUCAGAAACAAAGUCACAAAUAAUCCGGAGCCAUAAGAGCUGUGUGUGCACGGAGACCUGAGCCUGUGUAGUGUGCAGUGAAGCUCGAUUUCUGUGGUUUUAUGUGCAAUUAUAGUUUAAUUCUGGAUUUGGCUGCAUAUCAUCUUUCUUCAUCUCUCCUUUUCCUUCCAUGUUACUCCCCUUGUCUCCUGAAUUUUACGGGAUAUAACAAUAUUUUUUAUUUAAAAUGCAAGUGUCAAACUGAAAAAAAAAUCAAUAUACUUGGUAGAUAGGUUAUCAUUUAUAAUCAUCAUACUCCCCAUUAAGUAGGAUGGGACGUUGCCACAGUUCUAUGGAUUCUGUCUGUCUCAGUGUCCUUUGUCUCUUCAUGUGAAACAGACUGACUCCAUGAUGAUGAGACCAGGAGUCUCUGCUGCAGGUCUACAUGUCCUUCUUGUCUCUGAAGACAGUUCUUAUUGUCCCUGAUGGUGUUUUGUGAUGGAUACAUAUCUAAAGUGCCUAAAGCUUUUUCACUGCUCGGUAUCAGCCUGUACUUUAACUAAAGAUGCAAUGGAACUGAGACUUGGCCAUUAAUACACAGCAGAGUUGCAUGAUCUGUAUGAGAUGUAACAUUUCUAUCAUGAGAAGUUGUUUAAAGGAGAAGACAAAUCUGAUGAAAAGACCAACAAUGAAUUGAUCAUUUUAGAUAUAUUAUAUAUGUAGUCAGGAGAUUGAUAUUUAAAAUUAUUCUGUGUAACCAGGCUCAAUGAAAUGUCCAUAGACACAAUAUUCUAUUUUGACUCGAUCCCACACACACGAACAUGCUGCUCCAAAUACUCUCAGAGCAACUAAUGUGUAUCAGUCCACCGCUGAAAAUAGUCCUGGAAAAAAUGCACUGUUUCAACUGGUUUGAAUAAAGUUAGUAAAACUGUA
Molecule: messenger RNA, 2397 nt
Organism: Pleuronectes platessa (European plaice)
Lineage: Eukaryota; Metazoa; Chordata; Actinopteri; Pleuronectiformes; Pleuronectidae
Gene: mrm1
Product: mitochondrial rRNA methyltransferase 1 homolog (S. cerevisiae)
Exons: 1
Coding region: 220-1356 (378 amino acids)
Biological process (GO): rRNA methylation
Cellular component (GO): mitochondrion
Molecular function (GO): RNA binding; RNA methyltransferase activity
Source: RefSeq, a predicted model, not a curated record